Molecule: messenger RNA, 546 nt
Organism: Eimeria maxima
Lineage: Eukaryota; Apicomplexa; Conoidasida; Eucoccidiorida; Eimeriidae
Exons: 1
Coding region: 1-546 (181 amino acids)
Source: RefSeq, a predicted model, not a curated record
AUGUUGGAUGUUUCGAGGAAUACGAUGGACAAGAUCACUUCCCAGAACCCUCAACAAAUAAUGGAGGGCCUGUCCGAUUUGGCAAGCAAAUCGCGUAACGAACUAGCUGCGCGUUUCACGGCUUUACAAGCAACGAUGGAGUCGUAUUCGAAAGUUGAUAUCACGAAUCAUGUAGUAUCCCAUAUGGUCGACAGCGUCCGACCCGCUAAUCUGGCGGAGUCUAUCAGCGAAGGAAGCAGCAGUUUGCAAGAGACCGUUGCUGUGUACACAAAAACUGUCAGGGAUAUGCUGCCCCCAAUGGACAAGAUCUAUGAACUAAUCGCGUCAACGUUUGACGUGUCCGCGAAGAUGGAUCAACUCAAAGCCAUCCGCCUCCAGGAUAUUUCUCCCGGAAAAACCGUUCAAGACCUCGCCGAAUUCAGCGACCUUUCCGGAGCCUUCGAAACCCUGAGGCAACGCGUUACAUCUGUAUUGGAACCAGUAGUUCAUGCUGUCGCCUCUAUGGAUCUACAACAGAAGUUCAACGACUUCACCCAGCGGCUUUAA